Molecule: messenger RNA, 3051 nt
Organism: Myotis daubentonii (Daubenton's bat)
Lineage: Eukaryota; Metazoa; Chordata; Mammalia; Chiroptera; Vespertilionidae
Gene: PIWIL4
Product: piwi like RNA-mediated gene silencing 4
Molecular function (GO): protein binding; RNA binding
Source: RefSeq, a predicted model, not a curated record
GGGGGAGAAAGACCCUAAUUGAAGCGUUGCUGCCUUGGAAGUCACCUUAGGCUCAUCCGGAACAUGACGGGACGUGCCCGCGUUAGGGCGCGAGGCAUCACCCGCAGCCCCAGUGCCGCGGCAGUGGGGUGCCUCCAGGCCUCCCCGACGCCCGCCUCUGCUGAUCUUAGUGACAAUGAAGCAUCGUCCAACAACGGCUUCGAGGAAACGAGUAGGAUUUCACAGCAAUGUAAAGAUGUUGUAUCUCCUAGCAAUGCUGAAUGCUCUCUCAUGAAAAGAGGAGGGAAAAUCUUCCCGGAUGUCAUGGAUUUGGGGGUCUGUACCAGAGAGAAACUGGCCCAUGUGAGAGACAGCAAAACAGGUUCCAGUGGAAUACCUGUGAAACUGGUCACAAAUCUUUUUAGCUUAGAUUUGCCCCAGGACUGGAAGCUGUACCAGUAUCAUGUGACAUAUAUGCCGGAUUUGGAAUCUAGAAGCAUGAGAAUUGCUUUGCUGUAUAGUCAGAAGGAACUUUCCAACAAAGCAAAGGCAUUUGAUGGUGUCAUCCUUUUUCUCUCAGAAAAGCUAGAAGAAAGGGUCACAGAAUUGUCAAGUGAAACUCGAAGAGGCGAGACCGUAAAGAUGACUGUCACUCUGACCGGGGAACUGCCGGCAAGCUCCCCCGUGUGCAUCCAGGUCUUCAGCAUCAUCUUCAAAAAGAUCUUGAAAAAACUGUCCAUGUACCAAAUUGGACGGAACUUCUAUAAGCCUUCAGAGCCAGUGGAAAUUCCCCAGCACAAGUUGUCCCUUUGGCCGGGGUUCGCCAUUUCUGUGUCAUACUUUGAAAGCAAGCUCCUGUUCAGUGCUAAUGUGAGUUACAAAAUCCUGCGGAAUGAGACUGUUCUGGAAUUCAUGACUGCUCUCUGCUACCAAACUGGCAUGUCCAGCUUCACCCAGAUGUGCGAAAAACAGCUGGUUGGGCUCAUUGUCCUUACAAGAUACAAUAACCGAACCUAUCGCGUUGACGACAUUGACUGGUCGGUGAAGCCCACACACUCCUUCCAGAGGCGGGACGGCACGGAGAUCACCUACGUGGACUACUACAAGCAGCAAUAUGAUAUUACCUUAUCUGACCUACAUCAGCCAAUGCUUGUUAGUCUGUUGAAAAGCAAGAGAAAUGACGUUGAGGCUCGGAUGGUUCACCUGAUACCCGAGCUCUGCUUCCUAACAGGACUGACUAGCCAGGCAACCUCGGAUUUCCAGCUGAUGAAGGCUGUGGCGGAAGAAACGCGGCUCAGUCCACAAGGAAGGCAGCAGCGCCUGGCCAGGCUUGCUGAUGACAUCCAGAGAAACAAGGAUGCUCGCUUUGAGCUGGAGACCUGGGGGCUGCAUUUUGGAUCCCAGAUGUCACUGACUGGCCGGGUUGUGCCUUCUGAAAAAAUAUUCAUGCAAGACCGCAUAUGUCAACCUGUGUCUGCUGCUGAUUGGUCCAAGGAUAUUCGAAGUUGCAAGCUGUUAAGCGCACAGUCUCUGAAUAAAUGGCUGAUUAUAUGUAGCAGCAGAGCUGAAAACGUGAUUGAGAACUUUCUGAGCUGCUUGAGAAGAGUUGGAAGUUCCAUGGGGUUUAAUGUGGACUAUCCCAAAAUCAUGAAAGUACAGGAAAGUCCAGCUGCGUUUUUUGGCGCUUUACAGAAACACGUUGACCCUGAUGUUCAGUUGGUCAUGUGUAUUCUGCCUUCCGCUCAGCAGAACUAUUAUGAAUCCAUUAAAAAAUAUCUGAGCUCCGACUGCCCAGUCCCAAGCCAGUGUGUGCUUGUUCGGACCUUGAGUAAACAGGGGAUGAUGAUGAGUAUUGCCACCAAGAUUGCCAUGCAGAUGACCUGUAAACUCGGAGGCGAGCUGUGGGCCGUUGAGAUCCCUUUAAAGUCCCUGAUGGUAGUUGGCAUCGAUGUCUGUAAAGAUGCGUUCAACAAGGGAAUGGUGGUGGUUGGCUUUGUGGCCAGUAUUAACCUCAGAAUCACCAGGUGGUUUUCCCGCUGUAUCCUUCAGAGAACAACCGCUGAGGUUGCAGACUGCUUAAAAGUUUUCAUGAUCGGAGCACUCAACAAAUGGUACGAGUACAAUCAGGGUUUGCCCGCACGGAUUAUUGUGUACCGUGAUGGUGUAGGAAAUGGUCAGCUCCAAACACUUCUUGAAUAUGAAGUUCCACAGCUGCUGAGCAGUGUGGCAGAAGCAAGUUCAAACACCAGCUCCAAGCUGUCGGUGAUUGUGGUCAGGAAGAGGUGCAUGCCACGGUUCUUCAUGGAACAGAACCGCACCUUACAGAACCCACCACUUGGCACCGUGGUGGAUUCAGAAGCCACGCGUCCUGAAUGGUAUGACUUUUACUUGGUCAGCCAAGCCGCCUGUCGGGGAACUGUUAAUCCCACCCACUAUAAUGUCAUCUACGAUGACAACGGCUUGAAGCCGGACCACAUGCAGAGACUUACAUUCAAACUGUGCCACCUGUACUACAACUGGCCGGGCUUAGUCAGUAUCCCAGCACCGUGCCAGUACGCGCACAAGCUGACCUUCCUUGUGGCACAGAGCAUCCACAAAGAACCCAGUCUGCAGCUGGCAAAUUCUCUCUUCUACCUGUGAGGACAUGAACCGUCGGCAUUGCCGGAUGAAGAAUCCCAGGAGUAGUCAUAUACUCUUUACAAAUCUGCCAUGACCUCGAGGCUGUGACUGGGGAAAAGAGAUUGAGCCAGCUUUAACUUCUGGGGAAAACAAAAACAAUUUAAUCUGAAAUGGUUCAAAAGGAAUGCGUGCUGUUUCUAUUUGAAAACUAUAUGCUUGGGUUAGACUCUCACUGUGGAAUGCGGAAUUAAAAACGUACCAUCACCUGUUACGUUAGUAAGUCCACAAAGCUGAGGACCCUCUAAGAAAAUAAGUGUUUGCAUGAUGCUUUGAUGGGCAGGUCAACGGGGUCUAAUUCCCACCAUAAAUGUUUCAGACGUUUUCUUAAGCAAUGGUACAGAGCAUUUUGUAGAGUGGUGUAAGUAGAUAGUAGAAAAUAAAGACAGUUUAGAG